Molecule: messenger RNA, 4106 nt
Organism: Ictidomys tridecemlineatus (thirteen-lined ground squirrel)
Lineage: Eukaryota; Metazoa; Chordata; Mammalia; Rodentia; Sciuridae
Gene: Nacc1
Product: nucleus accumbens associated 1
Biological process (GO): regulation of transcription by RNA polymerase II
Molecular function (GO): RNA polymerase II cis-regulatory region sequence-specific DNA binding; protein binding; DNA-binding transcription factor activity, RNA polymerase II-specific
Source: RefSeq, a predicted model, not a curated record
CUGCCGCCAUGGCCCAGACCCUGCAGAUGGAGAUCCCAAACUUUGGCAACAGUAUCCUCGAGUGCCUCAACGAACAGCGGCUGCAAGGCCUGUACUGUGACGUGUCUGUGGUGGUCAAGGGCCACGCCUUCAAGGCCCACCGGGCUGUGUUGGCUGCCAGCAGCUCCUACUUCCGGGACCUGUUCAACAGCAGCCGGAGCGCCGUGGUGGAGCUGCCGGCAGCCGUGCAGCCCCAGUCCUUCCAGCAGAUCCUCACGUUCUGCUACACGGGUCGGCUGAGCAUGAACAUGGGUGACCAGUUCCUGCUCAUAUACACAGCCGGCUUCCUGCAGAUCCAGGAAAUCAUGGAGAAGGGCACCGAGUUCUUCCUCAAGGUGAGCUCCCCGAGCUGCGACUCCCAGGGCCUGCACGCCGAAGAGGCCCCAUCAUCUGAGCCCCAGAGCCCUGUGGCACAAACAUCAGGCUGGCCAGCCUGCAGCACACCACUGCCCCUCGUGUCUCGGGUCAAAACAGAGCAGCAAGAGUCGGACUCUGUGCAGUGCACACCUGUGGCAAAGAGGCUGUGGGACAGCAGCCAGAAGGAGGCUGGGGGCAGCAGCAGUGGCAACGGCAGUCGCAAGAUGGCCAAGUUCUCCACGCCGGACCUGGCCACAAACCGGACGCCCCAGCCGGCCCCGGUGGUGGCAGCAGCAGUGGCAGCGGGGGGUGUGAUGAGCGGGCCCAGUACAUCAGAGCGGACAAGCCCCGGCACCUCCAGCGCCUACACCAGUGACAGCCCUGGCUCCUACCACAACGAGGAGGAUGAGGAGGAGGACGCGGGCGAGGAGGGCGCCGACGAGCAGUACCGGCAGAUCUGCAACAUGUACACCAUGUACAGCAUGAUGAAUGUCGGCCAGACGGCCGAGAAGGUGGAGGCCCUCCCGGAACAGGUGGCCCCAGAGUCCCGAAGUCGUAUUCGGGUACGGCAAGACCUGGCAUCUCUCCCAGCUGAGCUCAUCAACCAGAUAGGCAACCGUUGCCACCCCAAGCUCUACGAUGAGGGUGACCCCUCAGAGAAGCUGGAGCUGGUAACAGGUACCAAUGUGUACAUCACAAGGGCACAGCUCAUGAACUGCCACGUCAGCGCAGGCACUCGGCACAAGGUCCUGCUACGACGGCUUCUGGCCUCCUUCUUUGACCGGAACACUCUGGCCAACAGCUGUGGUACCGGCAUCCGUUCCUCCACCAAUGAUCCCAGACGCAAACCACUGGACAGUCGUGUUCUCCACGCCGUCAAGUACUACUGCCAGAACUUUGCCCCCAACUUCAAGGAGAGUGAGAUGAAUGCCAUUGCCGCUGACAUGUGCACCAACGCCCGCCGCGUGGUGCGCAAGAGCUGGAUGCCCAAGGCCAAGCCGAUGCUGGCAGAGGGUGACGCCUACACCACCUUCAUCAGUGACACAGGCAAGAUGGAGCCAGACAUGAUGAGCAUGGAACACGGCUUUGAGACAGCCAGCCACGACGGCGAGGCAGGCCCCUCUGCUGAGGUCCUCCAGUAACCCCACGGGACCCUCCCCAAGGGGCUGUCACACUCCCCCUUCCCGUCACACACCCGCCCACCAUCUUGGUCACGAGCUACUGUCUGUCCCUCCCCAGGACCCUUGGGGGGUGCUGCAUGCUCCCAGCCCCUCUGCCUCCCUGUCCCAUCCCCUUCCCCCAAUGCGAGCCAGGCUGGGGAGGAUGGGGCAGGUGGUGCCAGGGCCUGUUGCCUUCUUUAACACACUCAUGCAGUGGGGAGCACCUUGCUCCCCCUUCCUAACCCUUAGUAGUCAUUCCCUGCUCACCAGGCCUGGCACAGGGAAGGGGCCAGCCUGGGAGACCUGUGAAAGGUCCCUUUCCCAGGCCCUGGGCCACUUUGUCCCCUCACUGCAGCCCCUUGGGACUCAAGGGGGCCCUGGGGGCUCUCAGGACCCCUCCUACCACCUCCCAGUGCUUCCAAGUCUCCAAAAGCGCCUUCCUGUCUCCCUCGUCUGUCCCUGUACCUGGGGGCUAGGAUAGGCGAGGCUUAGAGGGACUGUCCACUUUACAGCUGAGGAAAUGGGGCCCAGAGAAGGCUCAGAAAUCCCAAGACUGAACUAAGGGCAGGGGCCAGUGGUGGCCCAGUGCCCCUCCCUCCCACCACCCUGUGCUCAGUCUCUGUUGCCCCUGCCAGUCCCCUGGGCCUGAGAGAGGCUGGUCCUAAGUGAGGGAGUUCUUGGGGGCAGAGGGAGGGUCUCAGAGGACAGGAUAGCUCUCCGGGGCUCGCAGAGCGUGUGGGUGUGCAUGUGUGCGUGUGUGUAGGUUUGCUUUCAAAAACUAGUGAAAACACAAGAGGCGGUAAGACCAGGGUUCCAACCCAGGGGAUCAGGCUGGGGGGGCUACUGCCCACUCCCCCACCCCCCCUACCCCGCCCCACAGCAGGGCUCCCAGCCCCACCUCCUGUACAUACUUUUUAAAACAUUUUUUUAGCGAAUGAAAUAUUGAAGUAUAAGAUUUCCUUUUAUUUUUCAAACCAACGGGACUGUGUCUGAGGUCCCCCUCAUUCCCCGGGGGGCUGUGGAAGGCAGGUUGGGGGUGCUGGGUCAGGCUGAAUGUGUGGGUGCAUGGAGUGUGGGUGUGGUUCCAUGGUGGGUCCCUAGUCUCAGCCAUCACCUGGGCUCCUGGGGUCCAACCAGCUUCCCCCUCACUCCCCACCCAGACGACAGCUAAAGGAUGUCCCGGGCCUUGGCUGGGUGGCCAGGCAGGCAGGGCAGGCAGGGCAGGGCCCACAUUCAUUGUUAGCAGUCAUUUGUGAAAUUCUCUCACCAUUCCUCUUUUUACUUCGCCUAGAGGUAGUGUUUGGUUUUUUUGAGUUUUACAUGUGAACCCGGGGUCCCCAACACAGACACAUCAUCAUUUCGCCAUCUCAGCUUGCUUUUGCCCUGUCCUUCUCUCCUCCUCCUCCUCCCAAACUCCUGCCUGCCCCUAGCUCCCAGCCACUUCUCUCCCGCAGGCAGGGGAUUGCAGGAGGUCGGGUGGGGGCCAGCCAGGGUUGGAACCUUGGAAUCUGAUUUGGAGACCUUCACCCCCAACCCAGCAGCAUGCCCCCCUAGCCUGUAGGGGGUCCCUCCAGAUAUCUGCUUGUUGCAGGGAUGGGGGUUGUCAGAUGUGUCAGGUCUGGCUGGGGUCCCGACACUCUGCUUUCCUGGCCUAUCCCCAGCACCUUAGCCUCUGGUGGCCCAAGUGUGUGGGGGGAGUCGACACCCCCAGCUAAAGCACAAGCACCUUAGUCGCACCCCCACUCCCCCCACCCUCCCCUGGCCUGAUGCCCCACCCCAGCGUUGAUCCCAAAGCACAAUAUCCUGGUCACUUGGCAAGUAGCUGGGCCCAGCCAAGGUGAGGGGCAGGUGGGGACUCCAGUCAGCUCCCCUCCUUCCAGGCCUUAGUGAGGGGGCAGCUCUCUGGGACUAGGGUCUUCUCCCAACCCGCUCCUUCUCUGAGCCCCGCAGCACUGGGUUGGGUGGCAGGGCCCACUUGUUUCAGGGACCCCAGGAGGUGCUCCUGGCUCCCGGGACUGUGAGGGUGUCUAGGGGUUAGGGGUGGGAAGAGGGGUCUGGGCAGGGGGUGCAGGGGAGGAAACUCCUCACUAGGAGAGCCAAAGACAGGGUUGUGCCUUACCCCAGGAGCCACCCCUGCAUCUCCCUGCCCUGGCGGCCAGCUGCUUUCCCCUCCCCUCUCCUCCCCUCUCCUCUCCUCCCCUGCCCUGAGCUGCAUGGUCCCCCAACCCUGGGCAGCCAGGAAGAAAUACAAGUGGAGAAUCAUCCACCUACCAGAUUAAAAAAAAAAAAAAAAAAUAGGGCCCUCCCCCAACUCCACUGGCCGUCUACUCACCCACGCCUCUUUCACAGGGGACAGACCACGGGUCUGCCCACCCUGUCCUGCGUGAAGUGCCAACGCCCUCCCUGCCCUGGGCCUAGCCCCCGCCCCUCCCCGGCCCUAAGUGAGAUUGCACAUUAACUACUGUAAGGAGAGGAGCGGCGUUGGGAAAUGUGAACCAUGAAAAUAUCAGUGAUGCUGAUGAGGAGAAUAAACUGAACGCCUUUGUAACA